This is a messenger RNA of Beta vulgaris subsp. vulgaris (sugar beet), 825 nucleotides long. RefSeq names its product protein PELPK1. The coding region runs from base 1 to 825 and encodes 274 amino acids. The transcript has a single exon. The record is from RefSeq and is a predicted model, not a curated record. NCBI's taxonomy places the organism in Eukaryota, Viridiplantae, Streptophyta, Magnoliopsida, Caryophyllales, Amaranthaceae.
AUGGGUCCUCGUUUGUUCAUAUCAUGUCUAAUGCUCAUUGCUUGCAUGGUGAGUAUUGCCACAAUCCCAAUGGCAUUAGCUCGUGGCCUUCUAGAUCUUCCUAAGUUGGAGGUGCCUAUAGUCACCUUACCCAAUCUUCCUAACCCUACUGUGCCCAAACUUCCAAAUCCCACAAUUCCAGUGCACCCUCGUGGCCUCUUAGAUCUUCCUAAGGUGGAUGUGCCUGUAGUCACCUUGCCCAAUCUUCCUAACCCAACAGUGCCCAAACUUCCAAAUCCUACCGUGCCCCAAAUUCCAAACCCUACAAUUCCAGUGCAUCCUCGUGGUCUCUUAGAUCUUCCUAAGGUGGAGGUGCCUAUUGUCACGUUACCUAGUCUUCCUAACCCAGCAUUACCCAAAAUUCCAAACCCUACAAUUCCAGUGCAUCCUCGCAACCUCUUAGAUCUUCCUAAGCUAGAGGUGCCCAUAGUCACAUUACCCAAUCUUCCAAAUCCCACAAUUCCAGUGCACCCUCGUGGCCUUUUAGACCUUCCUAAGGUGGAGGUACCAGUAGUCACAUUACCCAAUCUUCCUAACCCUACAGUGCCUCAGCUUCCUAAGCCUACAAUUCCAGUGCCAGCUCGUGGUCUUCUAGAUCUUCCUAAGUUGGAAGUUCCCCUAGUCACUUUACCUAAUCUUCCUAAUCCCACAAUACCCAAACUUCCAAACCCUACAAUUCCAGUGCACCCUCGUGGUCUGUUAGAUCUUCCCUCCUUGGAGGUACCUACACUUCCCUUGCCGACACUACCUCAACUUCCAAAUCCCACAGUUCCUCAAAUUCCCUGA